GACAUCAUGAAGUUGCUAUUUCUGUUGAGCUUCCUGCUGUGCGUAAUCCUGGCCGCGGCCGGCAAAUACUCGUGCCCGGCCUGUCCGGCUAACUAUCUGCCGGUGUGCGGUACCGAUGGAAAAACGUACGCGAACGAGUGUGCCCUGGAGUGUACGGUGGCACCACGAGUUCAGGUGGCCCGUUCUGGAGAGUGCUAAAGGAG
Anopheles maculipalpis is the source of this 203-nucleotide messenger RNA. RefSeq names its product trypsin inhibitor ClTI-1-like. NCBI's taxonomy places the organism in Eukaryota, Metazoa, Arthropoda, Insecta, Diptera, Culicidae. The record is from RefSeq and is a predicted model, not a curated record. Gene Ontology annotation, molecular function: protein binding. The transcript has a single exon. The coding region runs from base 7 to 198 and encodes 63 amino acids.